AUGCCCAAGGUCCCGUCUUCCCGUCGCGUUCGUGUUCAAAAGUCGAACGAGGAGCGCUAUUCUUGUGCUGACCGUGUUCAACAGCAAGGAAAUGAAAUGCCUUUUCGCUGCAAACGUUGUGAAGAGAAGGACCUUUGUUGUUUCGUGGACACUGCUACUAGGCGUUGCGCUGGUUGUAUUUCCGUGAAGGCUGAGUGUAGUUUGUUCGUAUCUGAAGAGGAGUGGGAGCGAGUUCAGCAAGAGCGUGAGCAAAAGGAACUGGAGGCCGCUGCUCGUUUGCGUCGUGAACUUCUAGAGGUGAAGUCGCGUGAGCGGUCUUACGCUCGUCGUGAUCUCGCGCUUCUUGAGUUUCAGGACCGGGCGAAAGAGAAGGCCGAGGGGAGCUCUGCCCCUGGUACGGACCUUCCUGCUGUCGAACCCUCGCUAUCCGGACCGUCGGCUGAUCUGGGC
This is a messenger RNA of Exserohilum turcica Et28A, 450 nucleotides long. RefSeq lists its product as uncharacterized. The annotation marks the transcript as partial. The record is from RefSeq and is a predicted model, not a curated record. NCBI's taxonomy places the organism in Eukaryota, Fungi, Ascomycota, Dothideomycetes, Pleosporales, Pleosporaceae. The transcript has 2 exons.